GCGAAUUUUGUCAUAACCAAAAAUAUUUAUAUCGCGAAAAGAGUGCAUAAAUAAAGUGAAAUUAUGCUUUAAAACUGUUUUAGUUUUCGGUGUUUUUUUGUUUAAAAUGCUUUAAUUUGAUAGUAAAAUUGGUAAGUCCAUUGAAAAAAUCAAAAACUUUAUGUUAUCCGGUACGUGGGUGUUUCAUGACCUCAAAGUCGGGAAAGUUUAUCUCAUAUUUAUAAUUAAAAAAUAAUAAAUUACAAUGUAUAAACAAUACGUUAACUUGUGUUGUUUUAAGGAAAUAUUGGUAACGUACCGAAAUUGUGAUUCCUUGAUUAUUUAGCCGAUCCUGAAACGAGAACCUCAUAAUCAAGAAUUAUGGCAAGGAUCCAAAUCAUUCAAAUAAAACUCGCAAAGCUUGACGCAUUUGAGAAGAGGUAAUCAAUUACAUUUUCCAAAAAUGUAGUUGCAUACGUAACGUGGCAAAAUAAAAAUAAAACGCAUAAGACUGGAAUUGUUACUUUAGAAAAGUUUGCGAACCCCGAUUUGUUGGCGUCCCUUUGACAAAUAAGCUUAUAUUUAAUAUUAUUUGCUGACUAAAAUGGCUGAGGAUAGGAAGAAGUUUUACUGUCGAGAAUGGGCUUUUCAAAAGCUUUUGCACUGUCUCGACCAGAGACCUGUGUCGAAAACUUGUGGGGCUCUUUUGCUGGGAAGUUCUGGCUGUGGAAAAACGACUUUUUGUUCCGAGCUUUGCUGGCCAUCGCAAGGACCAUCAGGAAGGCAACAGCGAGCUUUAAAUCGUCGAUUAAUGUGCUAUCACUUUUUACAAGGCCAUAAUGAAAAGAGUUUGUCAUUGAGUGAAUUUGUACGUUCGUUGGUGACGCAAAUAUUAAAUCACUCCACUGAAAGCCAUAGAGAGAGAAGUAUGAGACGCAAAUUAGCACAAGAUAAAGAAAAAAGGGGAGAAAAUUUAAUGAGUCCUAAAAAUAAUAUUUCCUACGAGCAUAACCUGUCAGAAAAUUGUAAUUUACCACAAGAGAGCCUCUAUAGCAAUGUUUACUCUGAAAGUUUAUUAUCGCCUACGUUGGAAGCUAAGCGAGUGCCAGAUCCAGUAUCAAUACCCAAUAUGCCAGUUAGUCCUCGGACAGUCAUAGCAGAUGCCUAUUUAGAAAAACUUAAAUCUGAUCCUGAGAUUCAAAUAGCCUUAAGGGCGAAAAACAUCGAGAGCAACCCAGAUGAUUGUCUGAAAAGAGCAUUAUUAUUUCCUUUAUUGGAAAUCGAUCCACCUAAGACUUCGUUGUUUUUAAUUAUCGAUUCAAUAGAUGAACAUUCGUUUAUUUAUUCAAAUUCUACAUUAACUCGUUCAAAACCUCGCGAAAGAAGUUCGCAAUCACGAACUAUAGCGGAAUUGCUUGCCAAUCAUCACCAUUUAUUUCCUCAGUGGUUGCUUCUGGUUUGCACAGCGAAAAAACAAUCAAAAAGCAUCGCAAAAAUGUUCACUGGAUUCAGAAAACUGAGCUUAGACGACUUACGAAAAACUCAGGUCGUUAGAGAUGUUCAGCAAUAUAUUUUAGCUAGGCUAGAUCAGGAAAAUAGCUUAAGGCAACACAUAAGUAGAGAUACAGCUGAAAUGCUUAAUCAAUUACACAUAAAAAGCAAUGGGUGUUUUUUGUAUUUAGAAAAAGUUCUUGAUGGCGUUGCCGAGAAUUUUAUAGUUUUAAGGGAAGUCAGAGAAAUUCCUGGUACUUUAAAUGGUUUAUAUUUGUGGCUUUGUCAAAGAUUAUUUAAUCGAAGACAAUUUGCUAAAGUUCAGCCACUAUUGAACGUGAUACUAGCAGCAAAAUGUGCCCUAAAUGAAGCCCUGUUAUUUGACAUUGUUAAAGUGAACAAUUCAAAAAUCACCAUAGAAGAUUUUAAGAAACGAUUCAACCUAUUGAAGAAAGUUAUUGUGAUUUCUAAAAAUGAUACUAUAAGAUUAUUUCACCAUUCAUUUGCCGAGUGGCUCUUGGACAUCAAACAUUGCACACAAAAAUAUUUAUGCAACAUUUUCCACGGACAUUGCAUACUUGCCAUGUAUUAUACUUUACACGCUAAAGUAUUGAAUAAUCAGGAGAUUUAUGAUUACGCCUUCCAUUUGACAAGGAUGGAACAAUUUUUGACUGAGAAACCUAAUCAAAAAUGUCCUACUUUGAUGUAUAAGUUUACUCAAGAAAAAGCCGGUAAUUCGUUGGAGAAAACAUCAACGGAAAUUUAUUCGGAUUUGAAAGCUUUACAGGAAUUGACUAAAACCUAUGAAAAGGAAUUAGCAUUUGAACUGAACAAUGUAGAAACGUUAGAGAGUAGCUUUGCCGAUACAGAAACUAGUCAGAAUAACUUGGAUGAAACGAAUUUCGAAGCGAAACUGGAGGCUCAGUUUGAAAACAUUAAUUUGAAGAGUCCAGUGUCUGAUAAGAAUCCUAUUUAUGCUGAAGUGAAUAAAUUGAAGAAGACGUCAAAUCAGAUCUACAAAAACAUCGAACCCUCAGCUCCCUUGAUGACCACCAGCUGUGAAAACAAUCUUUUAGUUACUGACUACUCAAACACAGCUUCUUCGCUGAACAAUACCACAACUUCUUGCACAAUGCUGGACGGUGCCCUCACCAACAAAACUGGCCAACACCACAUAUUGGAUUUGCAUACUCUAACAGUGUUAUGGUUGAUUAACAGCGGCUGCAACGUGGAAGAAUGUUUGUUGGAGGGCAACGAAAUGGCUGGAGUAAAUUUUGGAGCCUUCUUGCCUACGGACCAGAAAGUUUUGAGACUGCUGCUUGAGGCUGGAGCUGUCGAGCAGCAGGAUGUGGCUGGAUGUGAUUAUGAGAGUCAGAUGUCUUUGGCGAGUACCUCCAGUGAACAAUCCCCAGAACCGUUAUUCGAUUUACAAGAUCUGCACGGACAGGCUGCGCUCCAUGUGGCAUCCAGAUUGGGCCAGGCUCAAGUCGUUAAGGGAAGUGGCGCCCCUCUGGCGCCUAAACACAAUCGUCAACGCAAAUCGAACAUAGUCAAUUUGUUAUGUAAGGUGCUUCUCGAAUCAGGAGCUAAUGCAGAUCAAGCUGAUAUCGAUGGUUGGACACCUUUAAGGGCAGCAGCUUGGGGAGGACACACUGAGGUUGUUGAGCUUCUAGUUCAACACGGAUGCCAGUUGGACAGCGUUGAUGCCGAAAACCGUACAGCUUUGAGGGCUGCAGCUUGGAGCGGUCACGAGGAAAUUGUUAAAAUUUUAUUACAGCAUGGGGCCAGUGUGAAUUUAACUGAUCACGAAGGUCGUACAGCUCUAAUAGCAGCCGCCUAUAUGGGUCACAGCGAAAUAGUGGACCAUCUUCUUGAUUAUGGGGCAGAUAUCAACCAUGCGGACGCUGAUGGGAGGACUGCUUUGUCAGUGGCUGCCUUGUGUGCUCCAAGAACUCCAGGGGUCAGUGUUGUUUCUACUCUCCUAGAGCGAGGUGCAACUGUAGAUCACAAAGACAAAGAAGGAAUGACUCCUUUAUUGGUGGCUUCAUUUGAGGGCCACAAGGACGUUUGCGAAUUGCUCCUAGAAAACGAAUCUGACGUAGAUCACUGUGAUAAUAGUGGCAGAUCACCCCUAUGGGCUGCUGCCAGUAUGGGACAUGCUCCGGUGGUAGCAUUGUUACUAUUUUGGGGCUGCGCUAUUGAUUCAAUGGACUCUGAGGGUAGAACUGUGUUGUCAGUAGCUGCUGCUCAAGAAGUGGUGCGACAGUUACUCGAUAGAGGUCUUGAUGAGCAACAUAGAGACAACUCUGGAUGGACCCCAUUGCAUUAUGCUGCUUUUGAAGGGCAUCAAGAAGUAUGUGAAGCUCUACUAGAAGCAGGAGCGAGAAUUGACGAGACUGACAAUGAAGGCAAAGCACCUUUAACUCUGGCAGCCCAAGGUGGACAUACUGUUUUAGUUAAUUUGUUUAUUGAUAAGUAUAAUGCUCCGGUGGAUCAACGGCCUCAUGAUGGCAAGACUGCACUAAGGUUGGCAGCGUUAGAAGGUCAUUACGAUAUAGUACAAAUUUUAAUUUCGCAUGGAGGUGACAUGGACUCGAAAGAUGCUGAUGGUAGAAGCACGCUUUACGUUUUAGCCUUGGACAAUCGAUUGGCGAUGUCUAAGUACUUUUUGCAGCAGGGUGCUGAUGUUGAAACGCGAGAUUUAGAGGGUCGUACACCUCUCCACGUCUCCGCUUGGCAAGGCCACACAGAAAUGGUAUCCCUGUUGCUAACCUAUGCCAAAGCCCAAGUAGACGCAUGUGAUCUAGAAAACAGAACCGCACUACAUUCAGCCAGUUGGCAAGGCCACAGCGAUAUAGUCAAAAUACUAUUAGAACACGGUGCUUUACCAGAUCAUACCUGUAAUCAAGGAGCAACAGCUUUGGGCAUAGCUGCCCAAGAAGGCCACGAACUUUGCGUGGUGGCUUUACUGGAACACGGUGCUGAUCCUAAUCAUUCAGAUGCUUGCGGACGGAAUGCUUUAAGGGUGGCUGCUAAAUCGGGACACAGAGGUGUAGUGAGAUUGCUAGAGGAUUACAAUGCUAGAUCGCAUAAAAUUAAUAUGUCGGCGCAUACUAGUAGUAGUGCUAAUUCGAUAGCGUCAACUUCCACUGCAGAAACCAAACCUUCAUCUGCCAUAUUAUAUCCAGUUGGUGGAGGCGAGUGGAUUGAUCAACAAAGAAGAUCAAUGGUUUCUUUAGGAAAUCACAGCUCAAAUUCGAAAAGUAGUUCAAAUCUAACAGGGUCUAGCCAUUCCAGUAGGCAUGGAGACAGACAGAGGGAGCAACCACAAAAUACACAGCCUAUGUCUUUUACGCAACAGCUUCAGCAAUGUUCCAGAGGCGGUAAAACGCGUCCUCUAAGCAAAUUGUUGUCACCUUUACAAAGCGAACCACAAAGUCCUAUAUAUGCAUCUCCACCUUUGAGUCCGGUACACGACAGCCCUAAUAAUGCCUUUGGUGCUAUGAAUAUAUACCAACCGGUCUUGAGGCACAAUAACUUUGGAAAAGCUCCAGAUACGCAUUUCGCUCGAGACACUCACAUGAGAAUUAUUUUGGGUAAUUCGACUAAUUCGGGUAUUGGCAAAGAGAAAAAAGGUGAUGAUAAACCUGAAAAAGAAUCCAAUAAUAAGCAAAGCAAUCAAAAAUCGAAACGAAACGGUAUAGUGACGAAUCCCGCGUUGAGAUUGGUCGCAAACGUGAAAAACGGACUGGACACGGCGGCAGCUAAUUUGCGCAAGUCUGCCUCUGGUGCAAAUCCGGCUUCGAAAACGAACAGUUUUCAUUGGAGGAAAGAGACUCCUCUGUAAUAUAGACGGGCAAAAUUUUGCGCGUGAAUUUUUACUAGUCAAUCAAAUGGAUUUUAAACUCGAGACGUUGAAAAAAAAUUAAAAAUUUAACUAUUGCUAACAGCACCCACCUAGUCUUAACUAUAUCAAAGAAAUAUAGACUUUUUGUUUGUUUAAAUUUUAAGUUUAACUGUAGAAUUGUUUUUUCUUUUUUUCUAAUUAUAUUUUAUUACAAUAACAUUUAAUUUUGGGCCUAAGUUUUCAACGAGAGAGCGACAUCAACAAGAAAAAUUGAAGCUUUUGAGUUAGUUUUUUAGUAAUGUGAUAGACAGUCGUAGGUUUAACUAUUUAAAACAUAUUUAAGAAAUAAUUAAAAUGUACCUACUCUAAUUUUAGGUAGACACAGCAUUUUACUCAAGGAUUUAUUUGAUAAGUUUUUUUCAGGUCCUAAUUUUAACUUUUGUGCUUUUGGAUAACGAAGUUUUCAGUUUCAAGAGAGAUUUUGAGAUUUUUGAUGAAACAUUGACUGGAUAUUUUAAGCGCUGAUGAGAAAAAUGCCCCUAAUUUUGGAAAUUACUUUAGGCAACUAAAAAUCCAAAACAAAUUCGGCCUAUAAGCACUUAUUGGUGGUUCUCUACCAAACAUGCAAAUUUCGAAAAUUCCUUAAGCACAAAAGAUGGUAGAUUUAAGUAACAGAAUGAUGUGUUAAUUUUGUAAUAGUUGAGGUUUGCCAGUUGUUUCAUGCGUGACUUUUUAGGUCGCAGCGACUCUACUUGAACUAUCCAAAAUAAGAAUUACCCUUUUAUGUAACCAUGAUCCUAAUAGUUUGGCAAUAAUUAUAAACAGAUUGAAGAGUCGUUGCACUAAAUUUAUUGGUCGACACUAGGAUCUCAUGCUGUUUGUUCUAAGAGUGUAAUGAAGUAUUUUUGUAUUUCCAAUAUUAGUUCGUAAGUCGGAGGUUUCAAAUUUCAAUGCUUAAAUUAAUUUUAAAUGUUUUAUUAACUUUUUUGAUUUUUGUAAUGGAUCGGAAUCUUUAGUAUAGUAUAUAAAAUUACAGAAAAUAGUGAACAAAAGUAUCUGGAUUUAUCAAGAAGUAACAAAUCGUCUUUAAUGUAGGACAAUCAUAACUAUUCAGACCAUCAUGCAGAAAUGUCUCAGUCGAGGUCAGUUAACCUCGUAAUUUUCCACUUAAAUAAUGCAUAGUAAAAACUUUCAUCCUAAAUACAAUUUUUAGAAUAUGUUAUAAUCUCAUGCCAAUCAGCGACAAGAAAAUUUUGUUGACUGCUUUAUUAGUCCAGGUACUUUUUGGCUAGGGUAUAAAUAAAAAAGUUUCUUCCAACCUUACAACUCUAUUGAACAUAACGGCAUAUUUUAGACUGUUUUGAAAUAUUUUUUGAACAAGGUUGGUUGAGAUCCAUUCAAAAGUGAGUUCUAUAUUUAGGUACCUACAUUAAAAUCUAUACAUAUUUCAAACUUGAACUUUCCGUUCUAUUACACAUUUUUUCUAGAUUCCUUAAAUUAUUAUUUUAUUAGAAAGAGAUUUUAAGCCCCCUAUUUUGUAGCUUUGUUAUGGAUAUGCUCUAAGAAAUUACAGUAUUUUGCGAUUUUAUGAAAAUAUGAGAACAUGGCGAAAAAUGAUAAUUAUUUACCACCACACACAGCUUAUAUAUAGCCAAGGUGAUUCAACAGCUUCCAUAAAACAACUUUUCUUUCCAAGAGAUUAUUUAUUUUGGGUUCUGCUCUAUGAAGUGUUUACUGUUAUGUUUCUAAAAAUCUCUCUUUCACUUGAAAUAUUAUAAACGCUAUAUCAAUCAAAGAUAACCAUAACAUCAAGCCAAAAUAAUGAGCUUGCAAUCUCUUUUUAAAUUCAACGUAGCACCUUUGAUUAUUUCUCAAGUUCUGUUCUAUUAAGAUUGUUAGAGGCGCCAGUCGAACACCACCUGUAUAUCAAUUAUAAUGCCUUUUUGUAUUUAUAUCUCUGAAAGCUUUAGUUUUUUACAUUUAAGAUUUAAAAAAAACCUUGCACUGUAUAUGUUGAAAACAGUAUUAAGAAUAUUAAAGAUAUAUUCAGCAAUA
Ceutorhynchus assimilis (cabbage seed weevil) is the source of this 7372-nucleotide messenger RNA. Lineage: Eukaryota; Metazoa; Arthropoda; Insecta; Coleoptera; Curculionidae. The record is from the annotation of a GenBank genome assembly.